Messenger RNA from Meloidogyne enterolobii, 360 nucleotides. The record is from the annotation of a GenBank genome assembly. NCBI's taxonomy places the organism in Eukaryota, Metazoa, Nematoda, Chromadorea, Rhabditida, Meloidogynidae.
AUGCCGCACUUGAAGAGCAAUGAAGUUCCAUGUCCACAAAUUGAAUGGCGUGAGCUAAUGAAUUCUUCAAUGAUUGCUGGCGAUGCUAUUUCUUCCCUAACAUCAAUCCAGACAGCAUUGCACAACCGCUUUGGGCAUAACAAUAACAGCAAAUUUUUAGUAAAUUGUGCAAUUUACCAAGAAAAACCAGAACAAAUACAAACUUCCGCUAUAGCAACAUUAAAAGAGGAAAAGACGGAAAAUUCAGAACAAAAUAAUUUUUUGCUUCCACAAAAUAUGUAUUUUAGUUCUAGCGGGGAUGGGUAUUGUAACGUUCGUUUUGGUGGAGUGUGGUGCCAGGCCGUGGCAUUACGUGCCUAA